Messenger RNA from Podospora pseudopauciseta, 2392 nucleotides. RefSeq lists its product as uncharacterized. Bases 679 to 1272 code for a protein of 197 amino acids. The transcript is spliced from 3 exons. Lineage: Eukaryota; Fungi; Ascomycota; Sordariomycetes; Sordariales; Podosporaceae. The record is from RefSeq and is a predicted model, not a curated record.
UGCUUGUUUUUGCAGCGUGAAACUCCCCCAUCGUCAAGCACCCUCUCGCCCAAUCACAUCAGCGAAUAUAUGCUGCAGCAUCGCUUGCAUGCCGGGGUGGAUCCCGGCUUCCUGCAUUUCUGAGUGUGAGGCACCAAUCAGACUGCGCCGUUCGGUUGGCAAUUAUCCCUUGACACGGACACGCUCUCGACGUCACCUACCGCUCGCAACGAUUCCGGAUUCAGGAUUUCUCAAUUAACAACAAGACUGUGACGCUAUGCCAACGGCCUUUUUUAUCUUCCUGUCAGCCCCGGCGGUUUGAUGUGAUGCGUGUUUCGUCUUCAUCCUCACCUUCGUUUUCGACUUCGAAACCUUUACCUUCGCUGCUAUCUUGUCUUGUGGACCUCCGGUGUUCCCAACGUGUCGCGGACAACAUACCAACAGACUGCCCGCGCUGCCUUUUUCCACGUUCCUGAGCGCACCACCUCCCGCUACGGCACACGCUUACACAAGGCGGCCCGCCGUCGGUUUCCCUUCAAGUGCGGCCAACAGACCCCGACCAUUUUUCGACAAUCGCUGGAAGAUUGAAAAGCAGAUGGUCUGAUUUUUGGCGGAAUUCGAAGGGAACGGAAACUGGGUCAAUCGCUUUGCAAUAGCUUUUUCCCUAGAACUACACCAACACCAACCUCCCAAGCAGCAAUGGCGCCCCAAGGGAUAGUUCCCGCUGCAAGCAUGCAGCAUUGGUCUGCUGCGAAGCUCAAGCGCGCAGUAGCCGCCAUGCUCCUCCCUCGCGAGGACGAUGAGUGCAGCCCCCAACCAAAUAUCAAUCUGUGCGAGAAGCCCGGCAUUUCGACCGCCAAAAUUACCUGGAUUGUGGUUGGCAGUGUUUUUGGUGCCCUCAUUAUUUGCACUUUGAGCGUCCUUGCAUUUUUGCACCGCCGGAAGAAGAAGAGAGAUGCGAGCGAGGACAGGAGCGAUCGGUUCCAAGCGGCAGACUACGGUCUUGACGAUGUACCCUCCACGAAGCGAUCACGCGCACAUGAUAACGAUUCCAAAUUCUCGCCUGAGGGCUCGCCCAGCGGUUUUGGUCGACGUUCAAGAGACCCUCUGGAUGCCCCCAAGGAAGCAAAGCUGAGCGCCGCCCAGCUCAACGACCACUUAGACCCAUUUGACGAUCUGGACGGGACCAAUAACCAAUGGCCCAAGAGGGAUAGCAGCCGAGGCAGCCCCUUACGAGGGAGUCCCUUGCGAGGAAGCCCUCUCCGGGGAAGUCCUCUCCAGGACAAGUCAUGAUGAUUUUGCUAUAAGAAAGAAAAGGACAAAACGACACGUUAGGAUAGGAAUUGGGGAUGAAUAUGGGCGGGAAUGAUUUAUGUCAUGAAUAAAGGAGUGUAUGUAUGAUAUCCAGGGAAACGGGCGGCGGGACUGUAUCGAUACUUGGUUUGGAGUUAUCUGGCGAAUCUUUAAGCACGACGUCCUUGGGAUGUCAUGGCAAUCGACUUGAUUUUUUCAACAACUGAGACAUGUCUCGACAGGUCCCCUUUGUUCCACUUGGCGCCGUCUAGGAGAGUUCAGCCUUCAUCCACCUCACCCAGGUCCACAACCACCACCACGAGACACCACCGCUCGGCUUCCCCAUAACCUACACCACACCCCCUCAUCCAACCGAACCCUUAACUCAGUUUUCCGAGAGGUUGAAUCGCCGAUCAGACUGGCAACCUGGUCGGUGGCCCAUUCGUCUGGGUCCAACUGCUCAUCUCGAGUUCAGAGCUCGGGGAGUCUGGAGUGGUACUCAGUUCAAAUCGAGUCUGCUGCAAACAUCUUCUGCAGAUCUCGCCAAAACUUGCGGUACUUAGGGGGAUCCUCCAUCACGAUGCCGCAAGAAGCCCAUCCAACAAGAGUCUAGCUCUGGGGUUUGACCCUCUCGGUCCAUUCACAACCACGAUCGAGACGCCGAGGGAUGGCGAAAAGCGCCGCCCCCAUCAGCAAAAUGACAAGACAAACCAAAAAAAAGGGUCACUAACAAAACAACCAAAAGAACGGGGACAGGAUACCCCGAAUAUUACAAUGCGCCACCUCCUGCUUUUCGGCAGUCUGAAAUUACGCCUGGAAUUCGAUGUUUAUAGGGGCUUGAUACAUGUACAUGAAACCCUUGAACGUUUCGAUUCACAACUUGCAACAAUUAUCCUCAUCGAUUGACGACACAAAUGUAUGACCAUCCCUCUGAUGAUUUCGAUACAAACGACACUUGCCGAGUAUCGGUGUGAGACUACGCGGAGGCUGAAAUAGCUAGAAAAUGGGUUGGGUAGUGCGGAACAAAGGAGUCUGGGGUGCACGGGCGGUGAUGCCUGAGGGAAGGAGUUGUGCAGAGGAUUACGGUGAUGUACAUACACAUGGGGAGGAAUAACAGAGG